UUAUAGUCAUUGUCGUCGUCGUCGUGGUCGUGGUCGUGGUGUCGUCUUCACACAUUUCGCGCCCAGCCGCCAACCAUCAGCCUUUAGCCUGGCCUGCGCUGGGCUAGGCUGUGUUGUGUUGUGCUGGGGCAAACGGUCAUUAGUCGCAAAUUAUUAUUAUUAUUAUUAUUACAGCUUCAAUCGAAACAGCAGGAGGCGGCGCAUUUUUUGGGCGUACAGGUGUAAGCGCGUUGGCGGCAGCAGUUGCAAUUGCAACUACUUCUUCUUCUACAUACAACGAACACCAUUGCAUACUAAUUUUGAAAUAGCAAAUACAACUACAACUGCAUACUUCAUAAUCGUUUGCUUGGUGUCUUCUAUCUACAACAACACCAAAUCGAAUUGCUGUAGCGCCUUAGUUGGCGGCUCCAAAGAAAGUGUUGCGUGUAACACCUAGUUGCAAACGCCCAACGAUAAACACGUCGCAUUGCCAAACGUACGCGCAUCCAACGCGAACACGCUCCGCAGCGCAAUCGAAAUUUGCAAAAGCAUUGCAUUCAAAAUUUAUUCCUUCGUCCUUAACGUAUUGUUGCUGUCGCAGUCGUUGUUGUGUGUCUUGUCGUGUUGUGCCUUGCCGUAUCGUGCCGUGUCGUGCCAUUUUUUAAACCGUCUGGUGUCGUCCUUAUUGUAACUUUCCCAGCGCAAAGGAGUGCAAGUCCUGCGCUAUAUUAAACUUGUUUGUGGAUAAUUUUUAAGAAAGCACACUCACAGCCAUGGAUGAACUAUCCAAAGACCAAAUCGCAUUAUUGCGUAACGCCUUCAAUGCAUUCGAUGCCGAGAAGAAUGGCUACAUUAAUACCACCAUGGUUGGUACCAUUCUGAGCAUGUUGGGUCAUCAGCUGGAUGAUUCUAUGCUGGCUGAAAUUAUCGCCGAAGUCGAUGAGGAUGGUUCGGGACAAAUUGAGUUCGAAGAAUUCACCACAUUGGCCGCGCGUUUCCUAGUAGAGGAGGAUGCCGAAGCGAUGCAGGCCGAACUGAAGGAGGCAUUCCGUUUGUACGAUAAGGAGGGCAAUGGUUAUAUCACCACCGGAGUGUUGCGUGAAAUUCUACGUGAACUGGAUGACAAAUUGACAAAUGACGAUUUGGACAUGAUGAUUGAGGAAAUCGAUUCUGAUGGUUCAGGAACGGUUGACUUCGAUGAAUUCAUGGAGGUCAUGACGGGCGAGUAAAGUGUAAAUAGGUGCAUAUGGGCGCAGCAACACAAUACAAUUGCGUACAUUUUUUCUAUGUAGUUGUUAUUGUGAGAUGCGCUCCACAACAGUGAAAUAGCACAAACACGCACACACACACACUCACAAAUACUAGUCUGAUCAUACAGAUGCGGGACGUAAAAAAUGUCUUUUCAACUUUUUAAUUUAUUGUGCACUUGCAAUUUUGUAUUUUCAGUUUGUUGUAGUUAUUUGUUUUUAUUUUCGAAGAAAUAUUUUUACAACUCAAGUUAGUUGCCGUUUUUAUUGUAAUUUUUAUUCAUUUAUGUUUUUGAAGCAUAAAAAUUAAACCAACAAAAUAAAAGCAACUGCAAUAUAUUAAAGUGCUUUAUGUUAUUUGCAAAAAUAUAGAAAAUUUCAAUAUACUUACAUAUAUAUAAAGAAAAUGAGUUACUCGUUUUAAAGUUUUUUGUCUCUAUUUUACAAUAACCAAACCAAAAUGCUUAAUAUGCUCGAUCACUGGCUAGUGACUGUUUAACAACCUUUAGUCACAAUUGUCAAAAAUCACUAAAAAAGUCAAUACUCAUACGUAAUAAAGAAUACAAAUCAUAAAAGUUUCUUUAUUUAUAAAUUUAUUCUUUGAAAAGUUAAUUAAAAAUUCUGCACAGUAAAAAAAAUAUUAAAAAAAAAACUUUUUGUUUUUAAUUUCAUAGCUAAAUGAAAAACUUAAUCAAUAUUUUAUUCAAUUACUAACCAUUAUUUAUAUGUAUAUAUACAACUUUUACUAUUUAAUUGAACCAAACAAGAGAAAAUAUUAAAAAAUAAAUGCACAAGUUUUAAAUUUAAGUUUAAUCAGACAAUGCCUAUACAUAUAUGUUUAUUUAUGUAUACACACCUACAAUUAAGUAAAAACAAACAAAAAAAAUAUAAAUACAUUUAUUAUUAAAAUUGCGUUAUUGAAAAAGUUUUAUGUUUAAAUGUUAUCGUUGUUAUAUACAAAUUUAUCUAUUGUUCAAAUGUUUGUCAUUAUCUAUUAAUAUCAUCAUAUGCAAUAUGUAUGUACAUAUAUGCGAAUACACAUAAAAGAAUACAUGUAAAUGACGUAUGCAAAUACUCACAAGUGUUGAGUAUAGAUGCACAGCGCAAGGAUAUGCCGUUAUUGAUACAAAGGUUUUCUAUUAUUUAGAAAUUUAAGUUACAAACUGCACGUCACUAAAACAACUUGAAUCCAACAAAACCAAAAUUAAUUCUACAAAUAAAAAUAAUAAUUUCAAUUUCAAAUACCUCGAAUAACAACAACAAGCACGAAUUGUGCUACAAAUGCUUCAAAAAAUGUAAUCAAGAAAAACAAAUGCAUAGAAAUUAAAAACAAAAAUAAAAAGAAAAAAAAAAACAACACCAAUGAACCAUGAAUGUCAACAGCAACAA
This is a messenger RNA of Anastrepha ludens (Mexican fruit fly), 2615 nucleotides long. It is a transcript of the gene TpnC41C, whose product is annotated as troponin C. The record is from RefSeq and is a predicted model, not a curated record. Gene Ontology annotation, molecular function: enzyme regulator activity; calcium ion binding. Bases 753 to 1208 code for a protein of 151 amino acids. The transcript has 4 exons. NCBI's taxonomy places the organism in Eukaryota, Metazoa, Arthropoda, Insecta, Diptera, Tephritidae.